Messenger RNA from Coniophora puteana RWD-64-598 SS2, 4660 nucleotides. RefSeq lists its product as uncharacterized. The record is from RefSeq and is a predicted model, not a curated record. The transcript has 3 exons. Lineage: Eukaryota; Fungi; Basidiomycota; Agaricomycetes; Boletales; Coniophoraceae. Bases 1 to 4614 code for a protein of 1537 amino acids.
AUGCUGAGAGAACCUGCAGAAGAAAUGCUUCCUGAUAAGGCCUGGUGUGAUGAAGCUCACCGUCACACAGAAGGUACUGACCCACAGCCUGGCUCUACCAUUGGUCUCAAAGAGACUCCGAUCGAGGCAUGCACCGACGGCAUAUCGGAUGAGGGCUCUUUGUUCUGCCCAUCCCAUGAAUCAUUCUCUGGCAUCGAGCUUGAAGAAAAUAGCCUUCGUUCUCCUGGUUUGCCUACGCAAGAAACUCCUGGAUAUAUCCGUACACCAUUAUUUCAGGUUCACAAGGAGGAUAUUGGAGCGAGCAUCAUGGCUCAACCGGUGUACUGGACAACGGCCUUUCAUGGUUUGGAGACUCUGAGGGCUGGCGCCUGGGUCGACAUCAAUGUCCUCACAUUUUAUCUGGCAUCUAUCUGGCAUGAGGCCCAUGGAGGGACACACAUUCGUUUUGCCCGCAGUGACGAUGUGAGAAUCACCUUUGUCUUGGAGAAAACAAAAAAGGAAAGAAAUGAAGGACGCAAAAUGCAAGAGCAAACAGAAGAACUAGUGGGAAGGAGCUCCAACAAAACAGAAUAUUGUCGUCGUGUUGGCGCCCCGUCCACAGAGAAACAAGAGGGGCAAAAUCAGGAGGAAGAGCAGGGGGAGAUUAUAUUCAGUCAGCCCAUCACCCCUGAGUUCAGGGAGCAGUUUGACAACCACCACUACAUAUCGAAUCAAAUCUGCCCCGUGUCUCCGGUCGGCUUUCUGGUCCAUGAAGGAUCUCAUUUCUUCGCCUGUGUCUUUGAUUAUCUGGACCAUAAAGCAUAUGUUCUAGGAAGGAACAGACCAGACAAUUGGAACCAUCGGGAGCAUUAUUGGCAUAGGGUUGCAGAGCUUCAUCGCUGGGACGCAGGAAACCCAGAUAAAGUCACCACUGUCUCCGUGGAGUGGGUACAAAAUGGUGUUGAUUGCGGUCCAACCGCAUGUGAAGUACUAGCACGUUGCAUGAUCGACGGCCUAUGCCCAACACUAUCCGCUCUGCAGGGAACCAGACCCGCCCUGAUAUGUGGGCAUGUCCUCCGGCUCAAUAUUCUCCAUCAGGUCUACAACCAGUGUGUGCGUAGCUUCCAGAACUUCGGGCAAUUUCGCCAACGUCCGCCUCCAUUCUGGAGUAUGGAUGACACUUUGAUCUCUGACGAGGUCGAGGAUCUCUUUUCUCCUCACCAAUCUGGAGCAAAGAAUAGCCCUUCAUCCACAACCGCUGCAGGCCACUGUUUUAAAGAAAUUGUGGAGAACCUUAACCAUGCAAUCAGCCUCUGCACAAGCUGUUUAGAUUCGGGAACCGAACCAGCCUUUGCUCAAAACAGAAACUCUGCCCCUGACUGGGAUAAGCUAAAACAAGAUAUCAACGACAUCCGGGGUGCUCGCGAUAAAACAUUCGCAACAUCGCGUGCAAGCACUAACAAUUUAGACCAUCCCAUAGAAAGCGAGGAUUCAGACGAUACUGAAGCUGAACACGGUACAUUGCUUCCAAAGUUGCCACGCAGCGUUCUCAAACGCUUCCCAAGACCAAAACCGUUAAAUGUCCUCCCGCCCGUCAAAGGGAAACAGUAUUUUCAGCAUGACCGGCAGUUUGAUGACUACGAAAGUGGGCCGACCAUCGAAUUGAUCCAUCGCUCCGAGCUGGCCUUCAUUUAUUGUCCCCCGUUUGACAAACUAAAAGUCUGUCCUGUAAUCGAUGAUUGGCGUGAUCGCGGCUACCGAAUUCUGGCCAGCUCGUUCCAAAAUUCGUUUCUGCAGGCGCCCGUCCAAGUGCUGGAUCAUAUAAUGUGCACCGUGCCUGGAUACCAGUUUAGCCAGCAGGUUUCAAACCGUGCCACCGGAAAGUAUCGUCUUCGUAGUCAGCAAGAGGGUUCACAGGUCAACGUCAAUGACGUCCGGAUAAUGGGGGCGGCUGAGAUGCUCCGGCUCGCAUCCGAGGGUCGCGGUCACAGAGGGAGAUCAUCAAGUGCUCAGAGCAUCUUUGUACGGGGAAUUACUGGAGGAUUAGCGCAACAGAAGAAGAAUUACGUUUGCGUUGACCUCCAGUUGGAUCGCGUUGAUAUCAGAAGCAAAGAUAUUCAUAUUUCUGUUGAUAUUGACAGUCUCAUUUGGAUAGGUCCGAACCUGAUCUUCAAAAAAUCGAUAGGACUACAAACAAUACCAACCUACUUUGGAGGUCCUGCCAUACCAAAACGCAAUCACAUCUCUAUUGAUCUUCUCAUUCCACAAUCUGCUUAUGAUCGCGCUCAGCCCGGAGGACGCACAGAAUGGAUGUCUAUGCCUACUGAAAUGAACGGGAUCCCUCACACGCAGUUUGGGUCCACACCAUCACCCUCUGGCCAGCCAACGAACAUCUUGAUAUUCUUUCCUAGGAUGUUCCAUAAAAACUUUACCAAUCAUCGCAGCGUCAACUUGAUGCCUCACUAUGUUCUUGACAGGUUUUGGGAUCGCGUCCUUAUUCCCGCCUUGGUAAAAUCAUUCCAAGAACUCAAACACUUGGAGCCUUAUAUUCCACAUACUCUCAAAGAACUAAAAUAUAAGAGCAGGAAAGCAGAUCAAGGCUCAAGCGGUAAUGGAAAACUAUUACCAAUACCUAGUGAAGUGAUUAUGGGGGCCCAGGUAACGAUGAGGAAGAUCAUUAACGAAGAUGAAUCAACACUGGGCAUGUUUGGAUCCUUCUUCUUUGCCCUAGAAGCAAAGGGCAUCAAGCUUAUGACUGUCGAGCGCCAAAACGGGACAUACAGCGACCCUGUCUCUGCUCUGCAGGAGAGUAUCCCGUCCUUGGACUGGGACCAGAUGCGGGACCGCGCAAAGGGAGAGCUUUUCCUUGAUAUUGGCGUCGCGUUCACCCCCAUGAGACAAUCCAAUGCAGUCACAGGUCUAUGGUGGCUUGAAGCCCUCGAAGUGUCAUUCGGAGCAGGGGGGUUCAAUGCCGGAAGCAUGCACAAUCACGCUAUGCUCUCCCGGGUUGGUGCCAUGCAAGCACCCAUGAGUAAAGACAGGCAAUGGCAGACGGGUAUCAUUUCCCGGAGCUCAUACAGCCUUGACUAUGAGGCUGUAAGGCCUCGUAAUAACAAGCCCACAUUUGCCUCAGACAGUGACGCCUACAACCUCACCCAACGGUACACCGAAGAAUGCAACAGCCUCAUUGAACAGCUUCUUGGAGCGACAGGGAAGACCUUCGGUGUGCGAGACGAGUAUCGUGUGACUUGGGAUGCGGCGGAAGCAAUGUUGCGGAAUGGUGCGGCCGGCUUAAAAGAGCGAGGCCGUCAGCUCAUGGAUUCAGGGUCGGUAAUAUGGGUUCAGACUGAAACUUGGUUCAGAUGGAACGCGAUGCGGGUCAAGUCAUUGCAAGAGACCCAAGAAGCUCUCCGGAGAAAGAACCCUCCAAAUCUGGGUAUCAUGACCUCACUACUCACACACAUGAUCCGCUCCACCACCUACACUCCGAUCGUAUACGACGCACAUCUCAGUGACUCGCUCAAAUCUCUCCAACAACACGCAGUCAUGGAAACUUGCAACAUGUUUUUCUUGCAUGAUCUAGACAUUAGCAAAGCGCGCUUGAAAGGUGUGGAAGAAAUCGAUAGCGAUUCGGUCCUCCGCAUAAUGGGAAAAAACGCACCACUGCGACGAGACCAAGCCAUUGCAUCUCAAGAAAAUGAAUUAGCAGCUGCAGAGCGCAAUGACGACUCUGACUACCCGUUAGGAAAAUUCCCCACGUGGACUGAUCUCAAAGAGUUCCACGGCAAAUUCCCGUGGUUGCUAGUCAAAAAGUGGAACCCGGAGAUCAUAGACUGGUCUCUGAGAGCAGUAAUCCUGUUUUGCACCUUCACAGGCCAUAUAUGGCUGAUGCUGAGCGUCCCAUUCCUAAAGUCCUCCCCGCCUAGACCAUCAUCAGUAGACGACGCAAUGAAAUGCUGGACGAUCCAUUAUGUGCGGAAUCUUCUAGACGGCGUCAAAUGGGAGGCUUCGAAUGAUGCUCUAGAGCAAGAUGGUGUUGCGCACGGCCGCCCCGGACCGAGGUCUCCUUCCUUUGCAAACAGGAUGCCAAUCUUUUUUCCUCCGACUUCAUCGCCAAAACACGUCAAAUCUCAAUGGGACCCACUAUUCCAACAUCCAGGGUACAUCUCUCAAUAUCAUAAGCUGGUCGAAAGUGGAAAGGAUAAUGGUGCAUUCUCCGAUUUACAAAAGAGCUUACAGGAAAUAUUCUCAAGCUUAGAAUGCCUACCUGCAAGUGAGAAAAUGACGGUAAAGGCCGCUGGGACAGUGUGGAAAGUGGCAGGUGAUGCAUUUGUUUUCAUCACAAAUUCCAGGCUCUACAAAGUGGUAGGCUUAAGCAAAGAUACUCGAUCUGUCAAAGCGACACUCCGAAUUCCGCGUGUAAAGACCAAACACGAUAUUCUUCGUGAUAUCCAUGCCUACGAAGGAAUAGAUUACACCGGGGAUGUCAAGCCAUCGAGAAGGAAUCUGAAGAAUCGAGCUGAACUCAACCUCAAGUCUAAGGCUGUCAAAAAUAGAAGACGUCCGCCAGUCACAACUCGCUCUCGUGGUACAAAUAAGGCACCCAAGCUCGCCAAAAAGGAGAGGACCACAUGAUCAUAUCCCUAAUCAGCAAUAAUCGCUUGUCUUGUAACUACAUAAC